AUGCCAGGCGUACCGACAGGCAGGGCCUGUGAUGCAUGCCGCAAGCAGAAGAAAAAGUGCGAUGAAAAGCAACCUGCCUGUGGAAGAUGUGUGCGUCUGAAGGUACCCUGCAUUGGGUCUGGCCAGCAAAGAUAUAAAUUCAAGCAAGAGCAUCGCUUUUCGCCUCCAGCACAAAACAGCAAUGGACAACAAAUUAUGAUCAUACUCGAUAACAAGUCAAGAUUGAACAAAAAAGAAACGCCUCCGUUGGAAAUUCCUCCUACAUUCCCCAAUCACCAUCUUACAUCAUUAACAAAUUCAUUCGUCGGCGCCAUCAAACGGUCAACAGACCUCCGAUACAACCUCUGGUGGUCAUUCGGUCUAUUCCUAGAAGAAGUUCCCCGACGACUCGGCAAUAAUGAAGCACUCGACCGCGCAGUCGAUGCCGUGACCACAGUCCAUGGAGAUUUCUGCACUCACCAAUUCGUCUCAGUCAAUGCUUUAUCAAAGUACUCCCACGCACUGAAAACCUUGAGUGUCUACUUAAACGACCCUAUCCAAGCAAGUGCAUCAAAUACCCUCUGCGCCGUGAUGAUCCUUUUAGUCUGCCAAGCAUUCAUUGGAAACCAAGGACAAUUAUUAUCAGGACACGCAGGAGGCGCAGCCAACAUCCUACGCGCAAGAAAAAAUUUCGGACCUCGCGACGAAUUUGAGCGCAAACUAUUCCUCUCUCUACGAGGCAGCGUGCUCUUCGAAGGCCUAUACAACGAAAAAAUAGACCUGUCCCCAUUAGAAUGGGAAUCCCUAGUCCAAAGCGACUACGACGCAAACCUCCCCGAAGGACGAAUGAUGCUCUGCUUAACAAAAGCACCAACGCUAAUUAAGCGCGGCAAAAUCGCACUACGAACCGGCCAAGAUCUGACCCAAAUAAAAAGCGAAAUCGAACCCCUAUACUCACAAUGCAAAGAAAUUCUCUCGGAACUCAAAACGCGAAAAACCGAAUUUGAAGCCUCCUACCCCGUGACAUCCUCCCCGACAACCAUGGCCAAAAUGCUGAAAGCGCAUUAUCUACGCACAUACGGGCUAGGACUAACGAUAUCGGCUUUUUUUAAUUGUAUGGUGCAAUCAUUGAACCUGGACGAUCCCACGUUCGCGAUCGAAUCGACGUCGCUGGUUGAAGAGACGCUUGUACAUGCCGAGGAGUCGCAUGUUUAUAGACCUGUUGGGGCGGGGUAUGUUAUUUUGUGUUUGUAUGCUGCUUGGGCUGCGACGACUGAUCCGCAGUUGCGGUUGAGUGUUGAGUUGGCUUUGCUUGAUUACCAUGGGGAUUUCAAGAAUAAUCGUGUUACUGAUUUGCCUCGUGAUUUGGAUUGGGUUUCUGAGCAUAUUUGGCUUGGGGUUCCGCCUGUACGGAAGGCUCUUGUUUUGAAUUGA
Penicillium antarcticum is the source of this 1413-nucleotide messenger RNA. RefSeq names its product Zn(II)2Cys6 transcription factor domain-containing protein. Bases 1 to 1413 code for a protein of 470 amino acids. The transcript has 3 exons. The record is from RefSeq and is a predicted model, not a curated record. NCBI's taxonomy places the organism in Eukaryota, Fungi, Ascomycota, Eurotiomycetes, Eurotiales, Aspergillaceae. Gene Ontology annotation, molecular function: zinc ion binding; DNA-binding transcription factor activity, RNA polymerase II-specific. Gene Ontology annotation, biological process: regulation of DNA-templated transcription.